AUUGAGUCAGUCUUGAUCACGUGAAGCAAACAAGUCACAUGAGGCGUUGUCCCCGCUGAUUACGACACAGAUAUUGACGAGCUGUGGCUGUUGCUGUUGUUGGCUGUGAAAGUUUGAUAAAACGAAGAUGUCGAUGGUUGGUGGUGCAUCCGCAGUGAAACCUGCAACAAGAGAAGUGCAAGAACUUUGUAAUAAGGUUCGAGAGGCCUUGCAAAAUCAAGCAGGGAGAACAUUUGGAGUGUACACAGCCAUAUCCUUCCGUUCACAAAUGGUAGCAGGAACCAACUACUUUGUAAAGGUCCAGGUGGAUGAAAACGAUGAACACUUUCACCUGAGGAUAUUCGUCCCCCUCCCCAGCACCAACUUCCAACCCUCCUUGGCUGCCUAUCAGCCUGGACACACCGCUGCAUCAGAUCUGGAGUAUUUUGAUGCCAAGUAGUCGCCGUCCAAGUUUACACCAUGUGCUGGACAAGCUCUUGAUAGCUUAUGUUCAUGGGAUCUUUACAUCAUCUCUCAGUAUAACAUAUCAGUAGCUAAAGCUCAAGCUUCAUGUGUUAUCUCCCUUGAAUAGCUUCAGGAAAUGAUCUGUUUGUAAAUCAUUUUGAAAUAAAAACAAAAACGAAACAGUUAUCAUGAUUAAUCUUGUACAUAAAGACAACAUCCAUUUAGUGAAUUUUAUACAAAAUUAAAGGAUAUUUUUUACACUUUUUGUCUCGGUGGUGAGCGUCCCCUGCAGCCUGUAUCAGUUGUAUUGUGUACACUCAAGAAGAACUGCCAUUAACACCAUGGAACAACAUCAUGGUGGUAAGAUGCUUGUAAACACCAAAACACAAGAUUAUGAUGCAUGUAUGCUAAUUUCCUUCCUCAGAUCAGCAUCACAUCCGCCGAAAGGAUAUGUCAAAUUUGUGCUUGUAUUGUUUUGCUUCCCUUUGGGACGCCAGCAUGUCAAAAAAAUGAAGUUGGUUGACUAUUGUCCCUACUACAACAGGUUGUUUUCAGAAAUAGUAUAUUUGCUGCUGUUUAGCGUUUCAUAAUUCUCAUUUUGUAACCUACCAUUUUCUAUUAUACUUGUUUUGUCUAUCGGUAUGUAGGCUGCUGCAGGGAUACCCAUAUCAUGUUAUGUUAUGUCGCUCUAUUGUGACAAUGCUUCCUAGAGAGCUGCCUAUAUGAUCUGCUCAGAGGGGUUACAGGGAUAAAUAUAUACAGCCAGUAUCUUGCUUAUGUGUAUUCCCCGUGCUUGUGGGUGUCACCAGUGGUACCAGAAAACGUCCGAACCUGCAACGCUUUGGCUUUUCCGUCCAUAUUAAGCCGACACGCCAUGAUAUAACUGGAAUACUGUUCAAAGUGUUGUUAAGCCCAACUCGCUCACUCAUAUCUAUACAAUAUAAAAAUGGUUAAAGUUGCUGAAAUUACAAAUUGAUGUGUGCUGUUUGAAAAGCUGAAAACUUUCUUAUAUUUUCAUGUAAAAAUGCUAUAAGGCCGCAUUUGCAGAUUCUGACGUUCUUGAUUGUCCAUGAAAUUCUUGAAUGUUCAUGUAAAAUGUUAGAUUUCUUUGGAAGAGAGGACCAAAAGUUACAGUGCAGGUGAAUUUUGAUAAUUAAUUUUUGUCCAUGACCUCCUGAUCCUUUGCAAACGAACAUUAUUGCAGUUUCUGCACAGUAAGUACCGUAUUCGACGUAAUAAGCGCCCCUCUCAAAUAAGCGCCCACAGCAAUAUUUGCUGAUAUAUUAGCUAGUGAACAAUCCCAAUUAGCACCCCUUCUGAUUGAUCACUGUACACAAGACUUAUUAAUUCGCGUAUAAUACACACUCGUGUGUUAUAUGCACCCUUAAUUAUGGGCAAUUAAAUUCUGGAAAAAUAUAUCUGUCGUACAUAAACAUUUUAGGCUGUCGCCAUAAACCACGAAAUUCAUCUUUCAACUCUGUUUUUUCACCAAAAUAAUAUUCUAAUAAGAGCCCCUUAUGUCUAAUUUUGAGAGCGCCCUUGGCGCUUAUUACGCCAAAUACGGUACAUAUUUAAUAUGAAAGUUACUGAUGCAGAGGAAUCUGCUCUUUGGAGUAUGUUUGUAGUCAGUUCCAGCUGACAGACUUAUCUUAGCUGCCGUCUCCGGUUGUUUCAUCUCACUGCCACUGAACCCUUCAUUUCACGUGUUGGGAUCUGUGGACUUAAUUAAUCAGCAGUUCUGCAUGAAAAUGCAAGACAGGAAUUGUGAAACGACAAGAUUAUAUUUAAAGACACUUUUACACAACACCUUUUAUCAGUGUCUAUUUGUUGAGCCAUAGAUGAAAUUAAGGUAACAGUUGUGAUGUUGACUUUUUUAUCUGCUGUUGAAAUUUUCACAUAAACAACAAUAAACCAUUCUUUUUACAAA
Haliotis rufescens (red abalone) is the source of this 2371-nucleotide messenger RNA. RefSeq names its product cystatin-B-like. The coding region runs from base 128 to 439 and encodes 103 amino acids. Gene Ontology annotation, molecular function: cysteine-type endopeptidase inhibitor activity. Gene Ontology annotation, cellular component: cytosol. NCBI's taxonomy places the organism in Eukaryota, Metazoa, Mollusca, Gastropoda, Lepetellida, Haliotidae. The record is from RefSeq and is a predicted model, not a curated record. The transcript is spliced from 3 exons.